GCGACGUCGACCAGGAAGUAGGUAAACAACCGAACAGGAGGAGAAAAAUAUGGAUUACCCCUCAAAUACACCCUAACCGAUGAACACAAAGGCAGAUUGAGUGGCCGUUAGUGGUCGUGGAGGGGUAUCGAGGACAGGAGAGUUUAGUUAUCGCGCGAAAUGGCUGGUGAAUGAUGGGGGUUUGACACGUGACCAUGUUUCUGCUCUGAUUCUGAUGCCCAGUCUUGCCACGUCUGUUGUCAUGGACACGGAGGACUAUCUGCACCCUGAGGGCCCUCAGCUGGGGAGCCCGAAUUUCAGCGCUCCCAGUCCUCCUCUAACAAGCUCCAUGGAGAGUCAGCUGUAUCCGUCAAACUCAUGGGUACAAACCCAGUACAACCAGCACUAUCCUAUGCAAUCUGAGAGGCAGCUCCAGUCUAACUCGUCCUCCGUGAAUCUGGACCUGUCUGACAUAGACAUUCACGACCUCGUGAGGAAUGGAGACUUCUCCCAGGAUCUGUCAGGUAUUGACGAGCUGUCCAACACGUCUCUGUUCUCCUCGCCGUCUGACACGCUGUCUGAGUAUGCAGACCACUCGGGGUUUUGCAUCGACAGUUUGGCACAGUUACCCACUGAGGGCACCACAGCACAGUUGUACUGGGAUAUACCCGGGCACAGUCAGAGACAACAGCAGAAUCUGGGGGCUUUUCCUGGUAGGCUGGAUGACAUAAGCGCGAUCCAGUCCGCUUCAGUGGCAGGACUUAAGGCUGCUCCACGCCCGCAGGAGGAAGAGGAGGAGGCAGAUGAGGAAGAAACGGAGGAGUUGGGGCACGUGGACACAUAUGCUGAAUACAAGCCAUCUAAAUCUACUAUUGGAAUCUCUCACCCUGACAUUGUGGUGGAGACCAACACACUGUCCAGUGUCCCUCCUCCAGACAUCACAUACACACUGUCCAUUCCAGACAGCACCAUUAACUCCGGUCAGCUGUCAGCUCUGCAGCUGGAGGCCAUCACCUAUGCCUGCCAGCAACACGAGGUGAUUCUUCAGAACGGCCAGCGAGCGGGGUUUCUGAUUGGAGAUGGAGCAGGUGUUGGGAAAGGCCGCACUGUGGCUGGAAUCAUACUGGAGAAUUUCUUAAAGGGUCGGAAGAGAGCACUAUGGUUCAGUGUCUCGAAUGACCUGAAGUACGAUGCUGAGCGAGAUCUCAAAGACAUUGACGCUCCCAACAUCCCUGUUUUUGCUUUAAAUAAGAUUAAAUACGGAGACACCGCUACCUCAGAGGGCGUUCUGUUCGCCACAUACUCGGCGCUGAUUGGAGAGAGCCAGGCGGGCGGCCAGCACCGCACCAGACUCAAACAGAUCCUGGACUGGUGCAGAACCAACUUUGAAGGAGUCAUUGUGUUUGACGAGUGCCAUAAGGCAAAAAACGCGACUUCCACCAAGAUGGGUAAAGCCGUGCUGGACUUGCAGAGUAAACUGCCCCGGGCGAGAGUGGUGUACGCUAGUGCCACAGGUGCUUCUGAGCCAAAGAACAUGAUCUACAUGAGCCGGUUAGGGAUCUGGGGGCAAGGAACACCGUUCAAGGCCUUUGAUGACUUCCUGCACGCUAUAGAGAAGAGGGGGGUUGGUGCCAUGGAGAUUGUCGCAAUGGAUAUGAAAGUGAGUGGCAUGUAUAUCGCACGGCAGCUGAGUUUUUCCGGCGUGUCUUUCCGUAUUGAGGAGAUAUCACUGGAUGAAGAGUUUAAACUGGUCUACAACAAAGCAGCUAGACUGUGGGCAGAAGCUCUUGAGUUGUUUACCAGAGCGGCAGAUGUUUUGGGUUUGGCGUCUCGUAAGUCUCUGUGGGGUCAGUUCUGGUCGUCCCAUCAGAGGUUUUUUAAGUAUCUCUGUAUCGCUGCUAAAGUCCGUCGUCUUGUCGAACUUGCUCAGGAAGAGAUGCAACGCGGCAAGUCUAUCGUAAUUGGCCUGCAGUCCACCGGAGAGGCUCGUACACGAGAGGUCCUGGACGAGAACGAUGGACACCUGGACAGAUUCGUCUCUGCUGCUGAGGGUGUUUUCCAGUCCUUGGUACAAAAACACUUUCCAACCGAGAAACCCAAGAGAGAGAAAAGUGCAUCGAGCAAAAGGAAACGAAAGCCCAGGAGCCGGCCUUCAAAAUUUCCGAAGCACUGUGUGGGAGUGGGCGGAGUUAUUAAAAUCAGUGACGAUUCGGACUCUGAUUCAGAUGAGAUUGACAGCGAAUCAAAUUCCUCCCCUGAAUCACUACAGGACAACGAUGAUGUCAUCUUCGUCAAUCACAUCAACGGUCCAGCUGCUAAACUAGAGGAGCUGAAGCAGAGGCUGCUGGGUAAAAUAGCAGAGCUGGGGAGAGAGCUUCCACUAAACACACUUGAUGAGCUGAUUGACCGGUUUGGAGGACCAGAGAAGGUGUCAGAGAUGACAGGCCGCAAGGGACGUGUGGUGCGUCGUCCUGACGGUAGUGUAAGAUACGAGACCAGAGCGGAACAAGGCCUCACCAUCGAUCACGUCAACAUCCGAGAGAAAGAGCGAUUUAUGUCAGGAGAUAAGUUGAUAGCGAUCAUCUCUGAGGCGGCUAGCUCUGGAAUCUCUCUUCAGGCGGAUAAACGUGUUCAGAACCGCAGGAGAAGAGUUCACAUGACCUUAGAGCUGCCGUGGAGCGCCGACCGCGCCAUCCAGCAGUUUGGUCGAACACAUCGUUCGAAUCAAGUCACAGCUCCUGAGUAUAUCUUCCUCAUAUCUGAGCUCGCCGGAGAGAGACGCUUCGCAUCUAUCGUUGCCAAGAGACUGGAGAGUCUGGGUGCGUUGACACACGGAGACAGACGGGCCACUGAAUCCAGAGAUCUGAGCCAGUACAACUUUGAGAACAAAUACGGCACCAAGGCACUGGACAAAAUCACUAAAGCUGUUCUAGGACACAUCGACAACAAAGUUCCUCCACCGAAGGGCUACCCAGGAGGAGACAUCAUGUUCUUCAGAGAUAUGAAGAAGGGCAUGAUCGAUGUUGGGAUCUUCUGUAAGGAGCCGCGCUUCGGACUAAACACAGAGAAAGACUGCAGCAUCACCAAAUUUCUUAACCGUAUUUUGGGUUUAGAGGUUUACCAGCAGAACUCUCUGUUCCAGUACUUCACCGAUAACUUCGACUACCUGAUCGAUAAAGACAAAAAAGAGGGGAAAUACGACAUGGGAAUAUUAGAUCUUGCUCCUGGUAAUGAUGAGAUUCACGAGGAAACGCAGGAGAAGUUUCUAACUCCAGGAAACCCUCAGGAAGGACAGGUCAUGCUUUAUAAGAUCAGUGUAGAUCGGGGAAUGCCCUGGGAAGAGGCGUGCAGUAAAGCCGAGAAACUCUCCGGAGAUUACGAAGGGUUUUACCUCUCGAAUAAGUUGCGCGGGAGCCAGCCGUGUGUCCUGCUCGCCGAACAGGGUCGCGGCCGGAACCUCAUCCUUUAUAAGCCCAACAUCGGCAAACAGGCUCACCCCGAGAAUCUCGACAACCUGCUUCUGAGAUACAACAAGGUAACACCUGAGGAAGCAAAGGACUGCUGGGAGAGUCAGUUUCACUUUUCCUUCACUAACUGCACACAUGCCAACUGGAAUGGUAAGUGUAAGCAAAACGAGCAGGGACAGGAGUGUUUUCUUGGAAUGCGUCUCAGGCAGUAUCACAUGCUGUGUGGAGCACUGCUCAGGGUAUGGAAACGAGUGUCCGAUAUCGUCUCUGAUGUCACUUGCUCCAGCAUCCUACAGAUCGUACGACUCAAAACCAAACAAAACAGCAAACAAGUCGGUAUUAAAAUCCCUGAGAACUGUGUCUCCCGUGUGCGUGCUGAGCUCUCUCGAAUGGACGAGGAGGUGAAGAAGGCCCGGCGAAAGAGAGAACAGCUUGCUAAUGAUCAACGUGCUCGUGUACGGCAAGAGAUGCUGGCCAAGAUCAUCAAUGCCCGCAAACUGUGCGCCAACCCUCCCCUCGCUCUUCCAAACCACCUUCUCUACCCACGGUCCCUCCUCCACCCUGCAAUGAUGCCCAAGAGCGAACCUGUCACUGAAGUCCUGGACCUGACCAUCAGCCCAUGUCCCUCACCGGACAUCAACACACCACAGGACGCAGGAAUCAGCCUAAACAGCGUGUCUCUUAAUGGAGGGAUUGUGGGCGGGAGGGGUCGCCCAGGCGUGGUUGCUCCAGAGACCUUUGGCCUUGAAGAUUUGAUCUCUCAGGAGCAGCAGAGGCACAAGCAGGUCACGUUGAACUCCAACUUGCACGUAUCGUCAUCUUCCAACGUCUUGCGACAGCCACAGCAACACGUUCACACCCUCAAGCAGAAUCAUUCGUCACUAGGCGUGUUGACGCAGCAGCAGAACAGCUCUCGGUUGCAGCAGGACGUUCAGGCAUCUGCGCGGUACAGUACGCUUCUGUCGCAACUGCACGGAGGGCAGGACAAAACGCGCAUGCUGCGACUUCUCUCGCAGAUGCGGCCGCAGACUGGUGCAUCAUCACCAUCUACACGCGUAGCGCUGCCCUCACAGCGAAGCAGUCAACAUGCUAAUAUGCUGACACACAAAUCUAAUGCACUUGCACAUUCGUUCGGAAACCAUGCACAGCGACAACAGCUGCAGGUGCAUGCAAGUGAACACAGGCAAGUUUCUCUCAGCAGAGCGCUGCAGUCACAGUCGCAAUCCCUUCAGUCGCAACCCCUGCAGUUACAGUCGCAAUUCCUGCAGUCCCAACCCCUUCAUUCCCAGUCGCAAUCCCUACAGACGCAACCCCUGCAGUCGCAAUCCUUACAGACGCAACCCCUGCAGUUACAGUCGCAAUUCCUGCAGUCGCAACCCCUGCAGUCACAGUCGCAACCCCUUCAAUCACAGUCGCAACCCCUGCAGUCACAGUCGCAAUCCCUACAAUCGCGACCCCUGCAGUCACGGUUGCAAUCCCUGCAGUCGCAACCCCUGCAGUCACAGCCGCAACCCCUGCAGUCACAGCCGCAACCCCUGCAGUCACAGUCGCAAUCCCUACAGUCGCAACCCCAUCAGUCACGGUUGCAAUCCAUGCAGUCGCAACCCCUGCAGUCACAGUCGCAAUCCCUACAAUCACGACCUCUGCAGUCACAGUCGCAAUCCCUGCAGUCGCAACCCUUGCAGUCUCAGUUGCAAUCCUUGCAGUCACAGUCACAAAUCCUGCAGUUGCAAUCCCUACAGUCGCAACCCCAUCAGUCACAGUCGCAAUCCCUACAGUCGCAACCCCAUCAGUCACGGUUGCAAUCCCUGCAGUCGCAACCCCUGCAGUCACAGUCGCAAUCCCUACAAUCACAACCUCUGCAGUCUCAGUCGCAAUCCCUGCAGACACAGUCGCAAUCCCUACAGUCACAGUCGCAAUCCCUGCAGUCACAGUCGCAAUCCCUACAGUCGCAACCCCAUCAGUCACAGUCGCAAUCCCUACAGACGCAACCCCUGCAGUCACAGUCGCAAUCCCUGCAGUCGCAACCCCAUCAGUCACAGUCGCAAUCGCAUACAGUAAGCAGUCAUUCUGCUUCAAAAAUUGCGAUCAGUCGAAACAAUGACUUUGAUUUCGGUGCUUUGGACUUUAGUUGCCCUUCACCAGUUUCGCAAUUGCAGUACCCAUUUAUCUCUCAAGCCUUGCCAUCCUCCACCCCGCCUCCUUUUCCCUCUUCCCUCUUCGCAUCGGCUCCUCCAAACUCCUCCCUUUCGGACUCUAGCUCCUCCUCCUCACACUUCACACCAUCUUCCUCGUCGUCUGAACAGUCACAUCUUCUGUUACCCAACGGCCACUGCAGUAUGGAUGACCUCGUUGUGCACGAAACGCUGGAUCACAUGAUCCACGGAACGCCCCCGGACCACCGCCAAUCCGUAAUCCAGUUUAGAUCAAUGGACUGGGACACCACCUAGAGGCUGCUGAUUGAAAACUCUGGUGGGCACGGUCUGUUAGCUGCCACUGUAUCCGCACACACUUCAAUAUUCUCGAUUCGUUACGUUUUGACAUGCGUCUCAGCUAGGUCUCCGCUCACCCGGUUGGCACGUUCGGGAAGACUUUGUCUUUUUUUUGCAUCGUUUUCCCCAAGUCGUUCUCAGUCCAUAAGCUAGUCGCGUUUGGUUCGUUACGUUCAGUGAUGACAAAUAUUGGCGCACUUGAAAUCUAUCCAGUUUUUAUUUGCCCUAUAGGAAGCAAUAGGGCUUACCCACCCACCAUUUCACAUUAGGAAGCUCAAACAACGAUGACAUUGAGGUAAAAGAAAUGCUUAUUUAUUAAAACAUAUACGUACACUUUAGUCUGUUGAUCUGUUUUUCUGACCUGCUUUUUCGUCAUAGGGAAUUUGUGUUUUGGAAUAAAUGCCUUCUGUUGAAUCAGUGCCUUUAAAUCCUUCAGAUGCAGUCGUGUGUGUGUGUGUGUGUGUGUGUGUGUGUGUGUGUGUGUGUGUGUGUGUGUGUGUGUGUGUGUGUGUGUGUGUGUGUGUGUGUUUGUGUGUGUGUGCGCGCGCGUGUAUAUAAAGUAUAUAAAUAUAUAUAUUUCUAGAAAUAGUAGUGCUAUAUUAUUUAUUUCUGUGCUGCUUCGCAGGAGGCGUACCGACCCGAUCAGACGAUUUGAAACUGCUGUUUGAACCCGUAGCCCUGUGAAUAUCUCAUUUCUAUUUUCUUUCUACAUUUCAAUAAACGCAGGGACAGAGUCGUUCACGAUAUCUCCGCUAUAACGUUAGAAGUCGCGCAGAACAGACGGCUAAUUUCUCAGGUAUAGUGUAGACUCAUCACUGUCCAAACAAAUGAUUAUUUUAUGAAAACUAAUACGGAUGAAACUUUGUGAGCGUUUGUUAAUCGGAAGCCAAAUCAUUUAUUCGUAGAUCUUAAAAUAACUUUAACGAAACCACUGGAGCUCGCAUUGAGACGUCAUUGUGCAGCGAGAGUGAAACUCAGCAAUAAAAACCAAAACGAAUGAUUAUAUAUGAAUUACAGAGCGCCCCGUGAACAACCUGAGAGGCUUAGUGAUAUUUUUUUUAAUUGUGUUUUUUAUUAUAUUUGCGUAGAAUCCGAAAACGGAUUUGUUUAUGAGAUUGUUUUGUUCGUAUGAGGUCACUGUUUUUACUUUUGGUCCUGUAUUCUCGUGUAGUUGGAAUGAAAACAAAUGUAUUGAUGUCUUUGAAAUUGCUGUUCGUAUUAUUAUUAUUAUUAUUGUUAUUAAUACUAAUUUUAUUGUUGCUAUUUAUAUCCAAGGGACAUUUUAGUAGAGGUAGUUUUUGGUUAUUAUAAUCAAAUGAAUAAAACACUUUUUAAAUGCCUUGUCAGGGUUUUAUUUUACUUUCUUGCUCCCAAAAUACAGAAUCAGAACCUGCAACCUGCCAUUAAAUCGACUGCACUGCCCGAAACUGAUGUUCGGCAUUCGAUGCGUUACUUCUUUACGCAAACUCUGAAAACUCAGCUAUCGUUUUGGGGUCGGGCGUCUUGAUUCCCAUCACACCAAUGUUUUCAGUGCAGUUUUUGCAGGCUCCGCUGAGUCGUGUUUAAUCUCAGGAAAGUUGAGGGGGAAAAAUGCGGCAUCGCAGCGAGAUGAU
Xyrauchen texanus (razorback sucker) is the source of this 7551-nucleotide messenger RNA. Its product is annotated as protein strawberry notch homolog 2-like. Gene Ontology annotation, molecular function: chromatin DNA binding; histone binding. Lineage: Eukaryota; Metazoa; Chordata; Actinopteri; Cypriniformes; Catostomidae. Gene Ontology annotation, biological process: regulation of DNA-templated transcription. The coding region runs from base 215 to 5896 and encodes 1893 amino acids. The record is from RefSeq and is a predicted model, not a curated record. Gene Ontology annotation, cellular component: nucleus. The transcript is spliced from 32 exons.